Messenger RNA from Sus scrofa (pig), 1246 nucleotides. The record is from RefSeq and is a predicted model, not a curated record. Lineage: Eukaryota; Metazoa; Chordata; Mammalia; Artiodactyla; Suidae.
AUGGUGUUUACUGCUUCUGAGGUCCUGGGCUCUGCGAAAAUUGAGGGCAAUUCCCUCUACGCCGAGGUCAAGGCUGACACCGGGACUAAGGAGCUGUGUGGGAACGUCCACCCGAGACGGUCCUGGACAAAGCAGGUGGAGUCGCUCACCCCCACCUACCCCCUGAUGGCCCGAAAAUUGCUGAGAAACACACUGGGUUUUCAUGCUAACGCAGAGGCACAUGGCCCAGCUGUUACAACGACUCUUUCUGUGGCGCUGGGCGAGGACAGGAGAGUCGGGGCAAGUCCCAGGAGGCGCCGACAGAAAAGCAACUUGUGCGCAGCUCCACCUCACACACGGUACCUGCGAUGUUUCCAGGAUCCCAUGGAGCAAAAACGCCCUCAUCCUGCCUCUGCAGAGAAAAACCUCAGAGUCACGUGGCUGGAGGACAGGCCUCCAGGCCCGGCUGUGCGCAGAGCCUGCAGCGUGUGCACCGCUGCCAGGCUGAGGCUCUUCCUUGAGAGGGACAAAGGCUAUUCUCUUCCUGUCUUCUCGCUCGCAUGCGACAUCCACCAGGAAGAGCUGGGAGGUCACGUUGCCAGAGAGCCGAACACCUGCAGCUGGGGGAGGAAAUGAAGGUGCAUUGAGGCUGGAGGACUUGCUGGAUUCACAUCUUUAGAAUUCACAGGACCAGAGCUCACAUCCCCGUAGCCAGAAGCCUCUGCAGAGAGAACUCAGAGCCAGUGCCUAGGAGACCCUGCAAGGCUUUAGCUACAAACCAGCCUGGAGCCCAAAGCCCCGUGGGAUGAUGUGAUUCCCAGACAGGAUCUGUAGCAUCAGGAAUCCCUGGGUUGUGUGGGACAGAUAUCACCUGUUAAACGAGCAGGGAAAAUUAAGUUUCCUGGAGUGUCAGACAAGGAUGAGCCUGCAGCUGGGCCUCCUCGAGGGACAGGACACAAGCCCAGGAGGAAAUCAGGGCUUCCUCUCCGGCUGCUGCUGAGCAUCUUCCCCGGCUCCUCGGUGCAAGGCUGGGACACAGUCACCAGCUGUACCCACGUUUAUACAUUUUUUUCCUCUUUUGUCUUUUUAUGCCCUCACCAGAGGCAUAUGGAAGUUCCAGGGCUAGGGGUCAAAUCAGAGCUGCAGCUGUAACCUAGGCCACACCACAGCUGUGCCAGAUCCCAGCCAUCUCUGUGACUGCAGCUUGCGGCAAUGCCAGAUCCUUAACCCAGUGAGCAAAGCCAGGGAUCAAACCCGCAUCCUCGUG